AGAGGUUGCUAAUGCUUUAAACUCAUAUGAUGUUUGUAUGCUAGCAAAAUGCAAAUGAUAACUCCCACUAGCCACCUGCCUGUUUCUCAUUGCUCUCUAUGUUACAACAGAUAGCUUUAGAAAAGCAGUUUCAUCAGCAGCACUGUUUUUAAGCAACAAAUCCUUUAUAUUUAUCACCUGGAAAACAAAUAUUUUUUUUCGCAAGACAGAGAAACGCUCAACAAAAACUCAUGUCUGACAUAUUCUGUUGUAGGGGGGAAAUGUGUGUGUGCUAUCAGGAUGAUUGUGCUGUUUGAUCCAGCUCAUUAGUUAUGCAGCAGACAUUGUCUUUUUCUCUUGUUAAAAUAGUGUGCAUUGACCAACCUUUACUAUCUUGACAAAUUGACUUCUUGCUUGUUGUUUUAUUAUUCAAAUACCCCACCUAAGUAGCUUGUUUUGGACUUGGCUUAUGCUUUUUUUUCUAUGCUUACUGUCUAUUCUGUAUUGGAUCUGCAGCUGGCACUAUACAAAAUAAAAGGGGGCAGUAUUUCACAAGACAACAUUUAGUCAUUGUGUGCAAGCACACAGUAUGGCUGCUUUAUAUGUGUAGGGAGUAAAGAUUCUGAAUGUAGUGUGAAGGUUGUGGGUGUGCGACUGGAUAAUGGCUUAUAGUUAUUCCAAUAAUGGUGCUGACUGCAUUGUAUUCCAGGAAUGAGCUGAAUAUGACUGAGCAGCAGUGAGAGGUACAUUGAGACCUGAGUAAAUGUGAGAAUUACUGGAUAUACAGAGUCAGACAGAAGCAUUUUGGAUGCACUGAUGGGAGUGAAAAGACAGAUUUUCUCUACAUUAAAAAGCUUUAUUCGGAUAGGGCACUUGUCGCAGCAUGAUUGAUGAAGGUCAGUGGGUCAUCUUGGACAAUUUCCAAGAUGUGGACACAUCAGGAGUCAAUGACUGUACAACCUUCAAAAGCGAUGGAAAGAGACUGGGGGCGGCUGAAAGAUAAAAGAGCUUUGUUUUGUCAAGGUUGAGCUGGAGAUGAAAAGCCGUAGAGCCAGACUGAGAUCUGUUAAAGACAAUGAACAGAAUCAAAAUGAAAAUCCAGGGCACUUUAAACUUUAAAAUAGAGAACGGUCAAGGCAUUAAUGACUAGGCCUGCUGCCAAAUAGAGUGAAUGCUAGAAUAGUUAUUUUGCAGAGGACAGUUUCAAAGACUAUAUGCUGUAUAUAAAAUGUUCAGAAGAUUUUAUGUUUGAAAUACGUCUUUAUGCAAACCACUAGAUAUAUCUUUUGUCAUUCGUAUUUGAAAAUGAAAUGGAGAUUGAAAUGCUCACAAGCUUUGAAAAGAGUAAUGGGUGAUUUCAUGCAUUAAAUUGGUGAAGGGUGCAUUAGACAGAUCAAAAGUGACAGUAAACAUUUUGAAUUUGAGGGUUUUUUAUAUUUUUACAUAUAGCCAUUUAGCAGAUGCUUUUAUCCAAAGCAGCUUACAAAUGAGGACAAUGGAAGCAAUCAACAAAAGAGCAACGAUAUUAUUUUUAAUUUAUGAGAUUUUAGUUUAAAAUAAAUGCUGCUGUUGAUGGCAAAGCAGCAGCCAUCAACCCAGUCUUCAGUGUCACACGAUUCUUCAGAAGUUAUUUUAAUAUGCUGAUUUGGUGAUCAGUUGCUAAUAAUAAUGAUUAUUAUUGUCAUCAACAUUUGAAAAACAGUUGAACAGAAAAACAAACUGCUUUGCCACUUAAUAUUCUUGUCAAAAUCAUAAUACAUGAUUUUCAGUAUUAUUUAAAAGAAUAAUAAUAUAAAUAAUAUAAAUUGUAAAAGAACAGCUUUCAUUUGAAACAGAUAUUUCUUAAAUGAAAAGGUAUUUUAAAUCUAAAAUUCUAAAUGUCUAUGAUCUGUCAAAGACAUUUGAACAACCUGUCACGUUUGAUCAAUUUAUUGCAUCCUUUAUCAAUUUAAUGCAUCAAAUUAUCCAUUACACAUUUCAAAUGAGCAUCUCAAUCCCAAUAUAAUUUUCAAAUAUCAAUAGAUAGAGUGGUUAAAGCAAACAAAAACAUCACUUCCAUCUGUUAUGACUGUUUCAAAAGUUCGCCAGGUAAAAACUGAACUGAUGCUGUGGAGAUUAAAAUUUUAUGGAUUUCUAUUAAAUAUAUAUAUAUCCUCCAGGAAUAAAUUGUUAAAGCAACCGUGUGUGGAUCUCUUAGAGAUGACAAGCUGUUGUUCCAGUGAUUUUCAAUCCAGGAAUUGUGCUGCAGAACACUGACCUUGAAAACAUCAGUGGUGGCCUUUACAUGGAUCCUGUUCUGUCUAAGCCUCUUCCAGACUGAAUGCCAUGGCCACAGGGCUUUUGGGGAUUUGUGCCACCUCCACAAAAGCAAACGCAGUAGUAUGAUAAGACAUGGCUGCUCUCAACUAGAUGUGGGCGUCACGUCUGACAGGAGGGUAUAAGUGUCCACAUAAACUGAGCUGAAAGGAUUUUGUCUCAGCGAAACUCCAGCAGGUAGGACUGACAUGAACUAUAUAUUAGUAUUUUAGCAAUUAUAUUGAUAUUAGCAUGAACUGUAUAUUAGUAAUUUGUCUUCAGUUUCAAUGUGUUUGAUAGUUGCUUUUCCUAAACCAAAUUUAAAUUGAUUCAUCUUAGUUGCUCAAUUAAUAAUAAAUUAGCCAGCUGUUUGUUUAUGUCCAGGCUUUGUGAGUUAGAUUGUACUUUCAAUAGUGAUUUUCUUUAUAUUAAAAAAAUUUAAUAAUUAAAAAUAAUAAUUAAGUAGUAAAGCUCAAGAUGGAAACAAAAUGCAACGCUAAUAAUUUAUCCACUGCAGUACCUCUAUUAGAUUAGCUGCACACUUUCGCAUUGAUUCCCAGAUGAGGAUGCGCUUCGUUGUUAUGGUGAUUCUGUUGCCGGCGCUAAUGAUGUCAGGAUCGGAAUGCAGGUCCAGCUGUCGGCUCACCAAUAUCUCCAUCACCGUGGAAAGUGAGGAAUGUGGCAGCUGCAUCACAAUUGACACCACUGCCUGUGCCGGGCUUUGCAAAACACAGGAAAGUGUUUACCGUAGCCCACUGAUGCUGUCUUACCAGAACACCUGUAACUUCAGAGAAUGGACGUACGAGACCUAUGAGUUCAAAGGCUGCCCUGCCAGGGCUGACUCCAUUUUCACUUACCCAGUGGCCCUCAGCUGUGAAUGCAGCAAGUGUAACUCUGACAUCACAGACUGUGGAGUCCUCAGCCAGCAGACACUCGGCUGCAAUGCACAUUAGACAAGGAAACUAAACACCCCAUCUGCAACUUUGAAAGCCUUUUGUACAGUUCUGAAUAUUUCAUAAUACUAUGUAAAUUGCAUAAUGGAAUGAAACAAAAUAUAUAACAUUUUAAUAUUAUUUGCAAGCAUCAAUAAAUAUAACAUACUGCAAGAACCCAUUGAAGGCUAAAUCUAAUGAAUUUUUA
Carassius gibelio (silver crucian carp) is the source of this 3414-nucleotide messenger RNA. It is a transcript of the gene fshb, whose product is annotated as follicle stimulating hormone subunit beta. NCBI's taxonomy places the organism in Eukaryota, Metazoa, Chordata, Actinopteri, Cypriniformes, Cyprinidae. Gene Ontology annotation, biological process: ovulation; G protein-coupled receptor signaling pathway. Gene Ontology annotation, cellular component: extracellular region; cytoplasm. The record is from RefSeq and is a predicted model, not a curated record. The transcript has 2 exons. Gene Ontology annotation, molecular function: hormone activity. Bases 2835 to 3227 code for a protein of 130 amino acids.